ACUUCUCUGAUUUGACGUGAAUGGUUGGUGUUGGUGAAUGGAAAAUAUUUUUCAUGAGAUCGCCCUCAUUGAAUUAUUUUGUGAAUUUUGGUGAUUUAUUAUUAUAUAUUAAACAUAUUUCGUGAAAAUGUUGUGAUGAUGUGAUGUUUGGUAUAUGUUAAUCAAGAAUGGAGUCUACAACAAGCCAAAAGGUGACAUGUGUCGCAAACUACGCGUACGACGCGUCCGAGCCGGACGAGUUGAGUAUCCGGCCGGGAGAUGUGGUGCGCGAGGUGGAGCGGCUGCCGGGCGGCUGGUGGCGCGGCGAGCUGCGAGGCCGCCGCGGCAUGUUCCCAGACAACUUUGUUUCCGUCAAUAAUGAACAUACCACAAGCAGAUCGGUGAGUGCGCAAGGCCGAUGCCGCGCUGUCUUCAGCUACCAGCCCGCUAACCCUGACGAAUUACCACUCUGUGUUGGAGACGUGCUAGAGGUUCUUGGUGAGGUAGAGGAAGGUUGGUGGCAGGGGCGCCGUCAGGGCCGCGUGGGCGUGUUCCCUUCCAAUUUCGUGGUGAUGCUGGAGCCCGCGCAGGCCCAGCCCGCGCAUCCAUACGAGCCCGCACCAGCGCUGCCGCCAAAACCUGUGAAGGAGCAAUGCCGCGUGCUGUUUCCUUACACGGCGGUGAACGAGGACGAGCUGACGCUGGCGGAGGGCGAGGUGGUCACCAUCCUGUCCAAGGACGCGCCCGACCGCGGCUGGUGGCGCGGCGAGUUGCACGGCCGCGUCGGACUCUUCCCCGACAACUUCGUGCAGCUUCUGCCUCCUGUAACACAAGAAGUGGAUGAGAAGAAGCCGGACAGACCGCCAGCUAAGACAACUAACGCAAUAUAUCCAGUACUCAAUAAGUAUUCAGAGAAAACGGCGUCCGUGAAGGAGCUCAGUACCUCGAAAAUAAGCCUGCACAAAGAGAGCACGACUAGUAAAGAAAGCAGUACAAGCAGUACAAGUACUGUGACACACUCCAGCAAGCUGGAGUCGGAGAAGAUCGUACACAAUGACACCGUCAAUGACACACCGGAUGGACAAGUAAAGAAGCCACCUGUUCCGUUGAAAAAAAGUCCCACUCCCUCGUCUGGUGUCAGCGGACUGUUUAGUGGUCUUAAGAACAAAAUGUUAUCGUCCUCUGACAAAGAGAAAUCAUCAACUAUAUCGAGUGGUAGUAGCAGUAGUGGGGAGUGGGAUAAGAUCGACGGCGGUGUUCCAAGCAAGGCAACUAAUGCCACUGCCAAUGCCACACCCACUGUCAAUGCCACGCCCAAUGCCACUGUUGUAUCAAACAACAUCGUAACUACCAACAAUGUCAAUACAUUCGACCAUGUUGAAAGGAAUUCUAUAUUGAAUGACCCUCGAGCUGGAAGAGUGAAAGCUCCUAGACGUAGACCUCCCAGUCAGGCACUGCGAGAUGACACGCCGCAACAAAUCGGACUCAGUAACGGACAUGAAGUACCAACAGAAAAGUCAAGCGGUGAUAAAUUAGAAGAGAUAAGACCUCGGGCUCGCGAGUGGGAGAAGCACCGGGCGCCGUGGAUGGACGAGCUGAAGAUGAGUCAGGCUAAGAAGACCAGCUUCAGUGAUACCAAGUCUCGCUCCGUUUCCACCUCCUCCGAUACCGGCGUCGCCAGCAAGGCUGGUGGCGGCAGUACUGAUAGAAUACUAGAAUGUGGUCUAGAAGAAAGGAAAACAUCAACACAUUCGAUGGAAAUGUCGAAGAGUACGUCUUCUAUAAGCAAUAGAAUAUCAGUUUUAGAAAACUUUGAAGAGACGAAGACGCGACACUCGCUCGAAUCAAAGAAGGACGCGAAUAACUCGCGGGAUGAGACUAACCUGAACAAAACUGUUCCCCCUCUACCUUCACCCACUGCCGCUGGACGGACAUUAACAGCGAUGCUAGAAGAACUCAAGAAACCAUCAACACCUCCGAUGACGGCCGCUCGAAGUGAACCGGUCACAGAUAGAUCACCAAAAUACGACAAGAUUGUUACAAGCACGGAGAAAAUUAGCGAAAUCAAUUCAAUAACCAAGUCUUCAGCGAUCAUAGAGAAGACCAGCGUUAUAGAAAGACCAGAGAAGACCGAGGAGAAGACGGAAAGACCGACGGCAUUGUCUGUCGGCGCAAGCACAUUGGAGAGGCGAUCUAAUUCUAUGAAACCGGACUCUAAAAUAGAGGCUACUGAUGCAUUAAUCGCACAACUUAAUUGCAGGAUAACAAAUCUAGAGAAGCUACUGGAAGUACAGAAUGCAAAGUUCAAUGCGGCCAUUGAAGAACUGAAGUACAAACUUGCAGUGGAAAUGGAGAAGAGGCAGACAUUACAGUCAGAGUUGGAGAAAUUGGCGCAGUGCGUCACACAAGUCUAGCCUUUACAAAUGUACUCCGAUUUGGAUAAUUAUGUGAAAUUUUAUAGUGAAUUAGUGUAUGAAGACAGUGUUAUUGUGUAGAUUUUGUGGAAUGGUGUAAUGAAACAAAUUUUAGUGUCGGCAAGUUACUACGCGUGCACAAUAUGUGAGACCCGGAAAAUGACGUCAUAAUUAAACGUACGUAUGUCGUAAAGCUUACAUCUUGAAAUUAUCUCUAAUGAUAAUAGCAUUAGGUUUAUUUUACAUUUUAAUAUUUUCCGGUAAACUUUGACUUGUAGCAACUUAUUUUUUUAUAGUGAAUGGGUAGUAAUUUACCUUCAAUG
Messenger RNA from Papilio machaon (common yellow swallowtail), 2716 nucleotides. It is a transcript of the gene cindr, whose product is annotated as CD2-associated protein. NCBI's taxonomy places the organism in Eukaryota, Metazoa, Arthropoda, Insecta, Lepidoptera, Papilionidae. Gene Ontology annotation, molecular function: protein binding. The record is from RefSeq and is a predicted model, not a curated record. The transcript is spliced from 15 exons. Bases 168 to 2393 code for a protein of 741 amino acids.